Messenger RNA from Rhododendron vialii, 3142 nucleotides. Its product is annotated as transcription factor GTE4-like. The coding region runs from base 611 to 2683 and encodes 690 amino acids. The transcript has 5 exons. Gene Ontology annotation, molecular function: protein binding. NCBI's taxonomy places the organism in Eukaryota, Viridiplantae, Streptophyta, Magnoliopsida, Ericales, Ericaceae. The record is from RefSeq and is a predicted model, not a curated record.
GUUUAGAAUUCAACCCCUCCCGUGAUUCUGCACUGCACACAACUAGAGAGAGAAAAAAGAGGAGAGAGAGAGAGAAAGAAAUCACGAGGAGAGUUCGGAUCGAACGCCUACUGUACACAUUCAUCUCCUAGGGUUUUCUCUUCGACCAAAUCACAAACCCUAAUUCUUCUCCAUUUUCGGCUCACCCCCGUCGUCUUCAAAUCGACCCAAGUAGGUACAAAUUUCUCGUCUCUCUGAGUUUUCCCCUUUAUAUCCUUAAACCCUAGUUCCGUGUACCUUUCCUUUUUUCUUCAUUUCUACAGUUUGGGUGCUUGUAAACGCUUACUUCGUUGAUUUAAAGUUGCUUUUUCCUUCUGAAGGAUUCGAUUUUUAUGGUCGGGGAUUAAAUCUAGGGUUUUGAACGAGAUUGAUGUGUUAGGGUUUUGGGGCGUCGUUUUUUUUUUCUUUUCUUGUCAACCCUUUAGGUUAGGGAUUUUGUUAAAGAAAGGGUGUUUUCGUCGAUUCCAUGUGGAUUUUGGGUUUUAAGAGAUUCGAUUCGCAUGGUCGGGGAAGAAUCUAGGGUUUUGGGCGAGAUUGAUAAGUUGGGUUUUUUAGGGGCGUCGUUUCAUGUAUGGCGUCAGAGACAUUAGUCGCAGCGGAUGAGCCGAGAGAGACCCGUGUAUGGGGUGAGAAUUACAAGGUUUAUACGAGAAAAAAGUUUCACAAGAAACCCGUCAAGAAUAUCAACAGCGACAAUAGUCUUGGCCCCGAUAGCAAUGAUACCAACAACGGCGAGACCACGACCGCCACCACUUUUACCGCUGCCAAUUCUGACAAAGAGAACAAGAAGAAGAAGAAUGUCGACGAGAGCAAUGGUGACCCCAUUCCUGAGCAGUCUUUGCAGACCCCGCCUACCGAAGAGCAAACUCUGUCUCGAGUAGAUGUGGUUUCUAUUGAUUCUUCGAAUGAGAAUCGGGAUCCCCAAAUUGCUGCUGAGCCUAACGGCGGUGAACCACCCAGUGGAGAUGAGGUUAUUAAGCCGAUUAUUAGGCAAGUGGACGACCGAGUUAGGAUUAAUUUGACAGCCGCGAGGUCGAAGAGCGAGAUUAGGCAGCUUAAGAGGAAGCUAGUGGAUGAGCUUGAUCAGGUGCGGAGUUCAGUUAAGAAGCUUGAAGCCGCCAAGGAGGUUAUUCAGCUUGCUCGCUACUCUAUUGGUGGCGGUGACGGUGGUUAUAGUCAGACUCAGUAUUUGCCAAGUGAUGGGAGGGCUCUAGCGAGGGCUAAUUCAGAGGUGGUCUAUUCGGCAAAUAAUGGGAGGGCUUUAUUGAGAGUGAAUUCAGAGAUGGGCUAUUCAGAAAAUGAUAGGAGGGCUUUAGUGAGAGUGAAUUCAGAGGUGGGAUCGAUAGGUCAUCAUGAUUCGAGGCCUUUCCAACAGCUAAGUGUGUCGGUGAUGGAGAACAAUAAUGGAUUUGGUGAAUUUGUUGAGAAAGAAAAGAGAACUCCAAAGGCUAAUCCAUAUUACCGAAGCGCUGAGUUCCUUCUGGGAAAGGAUAGGUUACCGGCUGCAGAUAGCAACAAGAAGUCAAAAGGUAAUGGCGGGAGGAAACACGGUGGGAGAAUGGGACAUGGGUUUGGUAUAAACAAGUAUAUUAGUCACGCGUUCAGGAGCUGUAACAAUUUGCUCGCUAGGUUAAUGAAGCACAAACAUGGUUGGGUGUUUAACGAGCCAGUCAAUGCCAGCGCACUUGGGAUCCAUGACUAUCAUGAUAUAAUUAAGCACCCAAUGGAUUUGGGUACAGUUAAAACUAAAUUGGGAAAGAAUUGGUACAAGUCUCCAAGGGAGUUUGCAGAGGAUGUGAGACUUACGUUCCGUAAUGCCAUGACCUAUAAUCCGAAGGGACAGGAUGUCCAUGUUAUGGCAGAGGAGUUGUUAAACAUUUUCGAAGACAAGUGGGCGGCUAUUGAGGCUGAGUAUAGUCUUGAUUGGAGGUUUGAACUGGUUCAUGAUCUGAGUUUGCUUAGUCCUACUUCAAGAAAGGCUCACCACCCUCCUCCUGUUCCCCCACAUCCACUUGCUUUUGAUACGAGGACUUUGGAGAGGGCAGAAUCAAUGACGAUGACUGUUGAUUCCAAACGGAAACCCAAGGCUUCGGCGGGCAGGAUUCCGGUCCCGAAAAAGCCUAAAGCAAAUGAUCCUCAUAAAAGGGACAUGACUUAUGAGGAGAAGCAGCGGCUUAGCACUCACCUUCAGGGUUUACCCUCAGAGAAACUGGACAGCAUUGUCCAGAUCAUUAAGAAGAGGAGUUCGGCACUGUCUCAACGUGAUGAUGAAAUUGAAGUGGAUAUUGACAAUGUUGAUGCGGAGACACUUUGGGAACUUGAUAGGUUUGUGACCAAUUACAAGAAGUGUUUGAGCAAGAACAAAAGGAAGGCUGAACUUGCUCUUCAACGAAGAGCAGAAGCUACACCUGCUGUCCCACCAACGAAUCCAGCUCCAGGCAGCGUGGAUGCACAGAAAGAAUCUAAAAAAGAUGAAAAGAAUGCUGCUACUUCUCCUGCUCAAGGAGAAAGGCCAGGGGAUGUUGGUAGUGGGUCAAGUAGUUCAAGCAGUUCUAGUAGCGACUCCGAUUCUUCUUCAAGUGAUUCUGAUAGCGAUAGUUCAUCUGCAAAUGGAUCAGAUGCAGGGCAUUCGUCUAGGACUUGAUUGGAUCAGUUAAGGAUAUCUUAGGCGGAUGUUGAUAUUUGUUGGCGCCCAUCUUCCAGAUUUUGAGAGAGCUUAUUAUGCUUACUCAGAUUAAGGUGUGUUGGAGCCGCCUCACCAGCUGGCUGCAGAAACGUGCCAUCCGUUAGAAGUCUUAGAACCCUUAGGCCCUGUUUGGCUUCUGUUUCUGUAUCAGUUUUCCAGAACACUGUUCAGAUCAAAAUAGGAUAUGAUGGCGGUGGGAAACAUUUUGUGUAGCCUGUGUAAAUUUCCAAGAUCGGCUAGGAAUUUCAGUUGAAAUAUUUGCUCUAGAUUCUCAUUGCAUUAACUUAAAAUGGACCAGAAAUAGAACAGUUUGGCUCAUUGGAGGUGGUUAUGCGUUGUCCAUAAUGUAUCAGGAUCUAUUUUGUUUGUAUUGCAUGCUUGUCUAAUACAUUUGCAACAAUGAAUUUUAGUGCGUAA